Messenger RNA from Panicum virgatum (switchgrass), 843 nucleotides. RefSeq lists its product as uncharacterized. Lineage: Eukaryota; Viridiplantae; Streptophyta; Magnoliopsida; Poales; Poaceae. The coding region runs from base 408 to 728 and encodes 106 amino acids. The record is from RefSeq and is a predicted model, not a curated record. The transcript is spliced from 3 exons.
AAAGGUUGGUGCUGCCGUCACAUGCAGAUGCAGGUACACCACACGAAAAAGAGCCAGCCAACUCUCCAAUCAAACGCAUGAGACGAAACACGCAAGCCGCACCGUGUAACCGUUCCUUCACAAACAGAAAACAGAUUUGGUGGUCGAUGUGACAUUCAAAGACGAGGUAACGAGCGUUGAUCUCCGAUCCGACGGUGGUGCGCGCGCAACAGCAGGAGGGAGGAUCCGAGCUCCUCUUCCUCCUCCAACCAAUCCCUCUUCUUCCCCUCCUGGCUGCUGGCUCCCGCGGUUCCUCCUCCUUGUCUCCGGCAAUUCGAGGACAGUUCUCGCCGUGGGGGGACCGGAGAGAGAUCAGCCGUCUGGUGAGGUGAGUCGGGAGGAGCGGCUGCCCGCGGGCGGGAGAGGAGAUGAUCACGCGAGCCAAGCUCGUGGAGCAGCUGCGGGACCACCAGAUCCGGUCGGCCCAGUCCUACUCCGCCGCGCUCGCCGUCUUCUUGCCCAGCCCCCACAUCGCCUCCAGGAAGGAUCUCAAGGUUGCUCUCAUAUAUGCGGUCUUGUUUUGUUUUCUCAUGGUGUCCUGCUAUGUUGCCAUUUACUUGAAAUGGUUCAAACUUUCAGCCAUGUUUGUAAUUUUCGGAAUUCUUCUUCCAGUGAGUCUCAAAAUCUCUAGGCAUAGAAGGCUCAAGAGGAAAAGAGAAAGGAGAUUACUGUUACCACUGUCCAUGUGAAUAUGUUUCCAUACCAUGUAACAUUUCAGUAAAGUUGCUCAACUACAGAUAGGAAAAGAUUCCCGGCAGAUUAACUCGAUUCACAGCCCCAGGUUACACUUUCCAGUUUCCAGAA